UGUGACCUCGACCACGUUCGCUGGUUCAUUUGCAUCAAAUAGCUUUUUUUUUUUAAAUUCCAAUAAGCUCCAGCUCAGACUCUUUUCUAUGGCUGCUCUCGGCUUUACGCGUGCUAGUGGGCAGGAUAUUUUCAGCAUCGACUCCACUGAACCUACCAACUCAAGAACAGGUAGCGCCGUCAGUGGGCAAGAGGCGAGGCAGUUUUACGAACGUCUGAUAAAAGAGGAUACCGAUCAAGAUGCGCCAAGGACUUCAAGAAGCAGUGUGAAUGGCAGAGGGCACCAGAGGAAGAGAGGCUCCAGCAGGAGAGAGAGAGAGAGGAGAGGCAGGGCCGCAGAGAUGCUGCAGCGUCAAACCGAUUCUGUGAUCCAACAAGGGGAUGAUGGUGAAAGUGAGGGGAACCAAAGAAGAGAGACGAACAACUCGGAGAGGUCCAUGGAGCUGCUUGGACUCAGGUUACUGCGCUGUGCCCAUGAAGGGGACAUUUCAAGCCUCAGAGAUCUGCUCCUAAAGGGGGUAGACAUCAACUUUCAGGAUACUUACUUCUGGACAGCAGUGAUGUGCGCAAGCUGGUCGGGACAGAGAGCUGCAGUGAAGCUGCUGCUGCAACACGGGGCCGCCUGGGUCGGAGUGGUUGACACACAGGGCAGGGAUGCCAAAGACCUGGCCCUUGAAGCUGGCCACAGUGAGGUGUUGGAGGAGCUGGAGAGCUACGGUAGAAGCCCUCAGAGCGAAGAACAGCCUGACAGCAGUGCCCCCCCGCCUCAGUGGUGCAGCGUGUGUUGUAGCGAGUACAGCAACAGCCUGUCAUCGCAUCUUUCAUCCACUCUCCAUCAGUUCAGUCUGCGACAUCCUUCUCCCACCCCUUACUACUGCCUCCCCCCCUCCAGCAACAGCUACAAGAUGAUGGUCCAGUGCGGUUGGAAACCAGGAACGGGGCUGGGACCAGAAGGAGAGGGGCCCAAACAACCAGUGCCGACAGUGCUGAAAAGAGAUCAGACAGGCCUUGGGUAUGGAGAGGCAAAAAGAGCCAAAAUUACUCACUUUCAAGCCAGGGAUCCCGACGCAGUGAAACAAUCUGCCAAGCAGAAGCAGGAGAAAAGAGGGAAAGGACAAAGGAAGGAACAUAGUAGGAGAAAGGAGCAAAACGACAAGAACUGGGAGCGGGACUUUCGUGCCUCUUUUUAUCUUUAAUUCCUCCUUACAGUGAUUUUUAUACUCCUAUGUCACCAAAACUCACCUCAAAGUAUCUAAUAAUAUAAACAAUUUAGUAUGAAGACGUUUUGUACAUUUUUUUUUCUUCUUAUUUACAACUGUAAAGGUUUUUGUAAAGCAGCUGGGAGCUGUAUCCCACAGAGUGUAAUAAUAAAUACAUUCUCUCUACCUCAAA
Messenger RNA from Labrus mixtus (cuckoo wrasse), 1391 nucleotides. It is a transcript of the gene gpank1, whose product is annotated as G patch domain and ankyrin repeats 1. Gene Ontology annotation, molecular function: nucleic acid binding; protein binding. The record is from RefSeq and is a predicted model, not a curated record. Lineage: Eukaryota; Metazoa; Chordata; Actinopteri; Labriformes; Labridae.